CUCUUCAGCUCAAUUUGAAAUCGAAUCUCGUCCAAGAAUUGCAGUUGGUAGCUCACGGAUAUGGCGCACUUCCAGAACCAGUAUGAUAACACCCCGGUGCGGCAGACCGGUGAGUUCGGUAACCCGAUGCCCAUGACCGAUGAGUAUGGGAACGUAAUCCAGAGGACGGACGAGUUUGGAAACCCUAUCAGCCACACAGGCCAUCCUGGCGGAUAUGGGACUGCCCCUACCGGAUAUGGUGCUACGGGUGUAGGCGGUGGCCUCCACCAUGAUCAGCCUCACAAGGAACACCAUACCUUGGGUGGCAUGCUUCAUCGCUCCGGGAGCUCAUCGAGUUCUAGCUCGUCGGAAGACGAUGGGCACGGAGGGAGGAGGAAGAAGAAGGGGCUGAAACAGAAGGUAAAAGAGAAGCUGCCGGGCCAGCACGGAGGCGAAUACGACCGGUCCCAGGCCACCUCGACCACCACCCCUGGUGGACACUACACCACCGCCGAGCACCACGAGAAGAAGGGUGUCCUCGACCAGAUCAAGGAAAAGCUCCCUGGCCACCACGGCCACCACUAGUUGAUCAUGAUUUACAAAGUUAGCUUGAUCAAUCAUGUAUAUUGCUUGCUGGCCAUGUUUCGUCUUUUUCUUAGGAUAUACAUAAGUUUGUAGCUUAAAUUCCCUAAGUACGAUGACGACGCAGUAAUAAUAAGUUUAGUAGCUACUUUAUUAAUAGUUGUGAAAUUCGCCUUAAUGUCAUGCUUUUUUUUUUUAAGUUUUUUUUCCAACUUAUGAGUGUUUAACAUAUGUUAGAAUGGGUGUUAAAGAUUACUAGAAAUUAAGCCCGUGCGUUGCACAGGUUGUAUUAAGAAAAUUAUAUAAUAGAAAUAAUUAUAUUAAA
This is a messenger RNA of Punica granatum (pomegranate), 886 nucleotides long. The record is from RefSeq and is a predicted model, not a curated record. Lineage: Eukaryota; Viridiplantae; Streptophyta; Magnoliopsida; Myrtales; Lythraceae.